AAAAGAAAGGAAAAAAAAAACCAAGCCUCAGCUCAGCUCCCCAGUUGCUUCCCCUGCUGCAUUUAUUAAUCCAAAGCAGCUUCCUUUUACUCUCGCUUCCCUCUGGCACAGCUAAUCCAAAUCCUCCUCUUUUUCUUGUUUUUUUUUUCUUUCUUCGUCUUCUCCAACGCCCAAAGUAAAACAAAGGAAAAAAGAAAAGCCGCAUCCAAGAACGCACCAGAAAUUUCGGCGACGGUUGCGCGCGAAUCCAUCCAUCCACCGGCGGUCGGAGGGCGGCGGCGGCGGAGCAAUUCCGCCCAACCAAGCGGCGGAGUCGGUGCGGGCGAAAUUUCCGGGUUGGUGCGCGGGGCUUGGGUUGGUGGUGGUGGACUGGUGGUGGUGUGUGUUCUUGGGAGUGGAUCUGGCAGGAGGCUGGCGAUGGGGAGGCGGGAGUAGGGGGAGCGGCGGAUUGGAGUGGGAGGCGCGGUGUUGGGGGCUCCCAUGGGCGGAUGCUUCUCGCUGGAGGAGCACCGGCUCCAGGGCAAGACAGAAGCUGGUGGGCCAGAUGGGUUAAGGAAAUGCAAAUCUGAUUCUAAAGCUACAGCAAGUGUCCUUGCCCCUCCAAAAGAUGUGGAGGACCUGCAAAUCGAAGGAUACGGAAAUGUUAAUAUUUUCACAUAUAAUGAACUAAGAGCAGCCACAAAAAACUUCCGGCCUGACCAAAUUCUUGGAGAGGGUGGGUUUGGUGUUGUUUACAAAGGUGUAAUUGAUGAAAAUGUUAGAGCGGGCUUUCCAUCCACACAAGUUGCUGUGAAAGAAUUAAACCCAGAGGGAUUUCAGGGUGACAAGGAAUGGUUGGCAGAAGUCAACUACCUUGGGCAACUUAGCCAUCCAAAUCUAGUCGAACUGAUUGGGUAUUGCUGUGAAGGCUCUCAUAGACUGCUUGUUUACGAGUACAUGGCUUGCGGCAGCCUUGAAAAGCAUCUUUUUCGCCGGGUUUGCCUUAAUAUGCCAUGGUCUACUCGAAUGAAGAUUGCUCUAGGUGCUGCAAGGGGGCUGGAAUAUCUUCACGGAGCUGAGAGAUCAAUUAUAUAUCGAGAUUUCAAAACAUCAAACAUCUUGUUAGAUGCGGAUUAUAAUGCCAAGCUGUCAGACUUUGGCCUAGCACGAACUGGACCUAGUGGAGACCAAACCCAUGUAUCAACUCGGGUCAUGGGUACUUAUGGCUAUGCAGCUCCUGAAUAUGUCAUGACAGGCCAUCUGACAGCACGAAGUGAUGUCUAUGGCUUUGGUGUCGUCCUUCUCGAGAUGAUCAUAGGCAGGAGGGCUGUGGACAAGAGCCGGCCUAGCCGUGAGCACAACCUAGUUGAGUGGGCACGUCCCCUCCUCGUGCACAAUCGGAAGCUGUUCAGGAUUAUCGAUCCAAGAAUGGAAGGGCAGUACUCCACCAAGGCUGCCAUUGAGGUGGCAGGCCUUGCGUACCGAUGCUUGAGCCAGAAUCCCAAAGGACGACCCACCAUGAGCCAGGUUGUUGAGACCUUUGAGGCUGUGCAAAACAUGCCUGAAUGCCAAGACAUACUCUUGCAGAACUGCAUGACGGGUGCAGUGACACUCUACGAGGUUGCAAAGGACCCUACGGAGAGCGUCGAGCCGGAGAAGAUAAAACAAGAACAACCAGCAGCAAAAACGGUCACCGUGGCACCGGCACCGGUAAAUGGAAAACCCGUGCCUCAGAGCAGGAGAACACGGCCAGGGAAUGGCCGGAGCAAGAGCGAGCCGUCUUUGGAAUGCAAGCUGUACAUCCCAUCUCCAGACUCUGAUGGCCAGCAGCCAGGCCUGGAGGCAUUGUCAUCCCCUUCCAGAGAUGGAAGCAUAAAGGAUCCACCGGACGAGGAUUUGUACAAGAUAUAAAAGUCACACAGAAGUUUUUUAUGACGAUUCAAGUUUUCGCUACCGGCGAUUUCGCAUUGCCAUCCAUCCAUCUUGUUGUCAAGAUCGAUCAGAGUCAAAGUUGGUGUUAAAAUUUUUUCUGAUGGCGGAAGAACUCUACCUCGUUAGGUUUCUUGCUGUUCCGACUAGCAAUUGUAUGUAGAGAGGAGCGUUGUGGAAAGCAUUUGUAAUGUGAGAUGCCUGCCGCGACGAAAAGUUCGUGUUGUAAACUUGAAACCAUUCUCUGGGAAGAGGAAGAUCCACAUCAUAAUCGAUGUGUCAGUGUUGUUGUUGCUCGAGUGUUUUUGACUUUUCUGUAUAGAUGAUGAUGUCCUUGCAAACUUGGUACAGUUCUACAGGAAAUCAACAAGAAGAUGGAAAAAUAUAAGAUGAAUCAGUGUCCGUUUGUUGA
Molecule: messenger RNA, 2320 nt
Organism: Oryza sativa Japonica Group (Japanese rice)
Lineage: Eukaryota; Viridiplantae; Streptophyta; Magnoliopsida; Poales; Poaceae
Product: probable serine/threonine-protein kinase PBL17
Biological process (GO): protein phosphorylation
Molecular function (GO): protein kinase activity; ATP binding
Source: RefSeq, a predicted model, not a curated record